Molecule: messenger RNA, 1106 nt
Organism: Lindgomyces ingoldianus
Lineage: Eukaryota; Fungi; Ascomycota; Dothideomycetes; Pleosporales; Lindgomycetaceae
Exons: 7
Coding region: 246-1016 (256 amino acids)
Source: RefSeq, a predicted model, not a curated record
CGCCGCCGUCAAACUCUAACUUAUUUCCCCGAUGAAUCACUUGGCAAAAAUCUUCCAGUCUUCUGGAUGUAUCCAGGGUCUCAUGUCGAAUCAUCCAGAGCUGAUGCGGAUCGCCCACGACGCCCAACAAGGAGAUAAAGGCGGGCCUAUUACCUAGGGCAGACUAUCUACUCCUAUCUUGUGAUGUGUACUCUGCAUUGUGCUGUACGUACCUAGAUACCUCCUGCAACCACCGUCUGCAGAAAAUGCUACACCGGUUCUGUCUCGCUUCAGCUCUCUAUCUCAAAUCCUGCCACGAUGGAAGUGGAUCGCGGAGGGGAGGAAGAGAAAACACGCAAUCCACCGUCGUUGUCGCCUCCUCCGGGCGCCUAUCAUUCAAUCAAAAAUCCAAUGAAUCGAAAAGCGAAAGCGAUAUCCGGCCGCAGUGCCCUUCACAGACAAGAGCAAAUCCCCCGCAUCCGCACCCGAAAUUGCAAUUGCGCGAUAUAUACUCUGAUGCCCCGAAAGGGAAGCUUUCCCCAAGUUCCAGUGUGAUUCGCCCCACUAUGAGACAGACAUUCACAUUGAUGCAUCCUCCAGAAGCGGCAGCAGCGUUAUUGCGGAUUAUUGAUCUUGAGCGGCGACGUCGCUUGGUAGUCCGACGAGGUUCACUUCCCGCCAUGAACGAACCAUUCCCUUCACGCAGGCGUCAAUGCUACAAAUCCAUCAAGACCACCCUCAACUUCAUUACCACCCCUUGGGAAGCCCCUGGCGCACAUCCGAAAGCCCAGCGUAUCCGCAACAGCCGGAAUACACCUUGUCUCCACCCCCAUCCAACACCUUCCACACAAAUUGAAGCACACAUGCCUACCUCCUUUUGGCCUGGCCUUGCUUGCCCUCAAGCUCGUGCUGAGAGAAUUGGGCGGCCACGAGGUCACCCUACCAUCCUGAAACAGAUUCGUGUUGACGCUUCUAGCUUCGGGCUAGAAGGGGUGCAAGUGGGUCAAGGAAUGGUGAUGGUAUGGAGAUGCACCUGAUAGGCAGGCUUGUCAUUAUGCAUCAUUUGAGGGGAAGAGUUGGCGAGCGAUCGCUUGUUGCAUCAUGUUUCCAGAAGCGGUAGCAUUGCU